Cheilinus undulatus (humphead wrasse) is the source of this 1230-nucleotide messenger RNA. RefSeq names its product DCN1, defective in cullin neddylation 1, domain containing 1 (S. cerevisiae) (gene dcun1d1). Gene Ontology annotation, molecular function: ubiquitin conjugating enzyme binding; ubiquitin-like protein binding; cullin family protein binding. Lineage: Eukaryota; Metazoa; Chordata; Actinopteri; Labriformes; Labridae. The record is from RefSeq and is a predicted model, not a curated record. The transcript is spliced from 7 exons. Gene Ontology annotation, cellular component: ubiquitin ligase complex. The coding region runs from base 81 to 854 and encodes 257 amino acids. Gene Ontology annotation, biological process: protein neddylation; positive regulation of ubiquitin-protein transferase activity.
GGAAAUGUGUUUGGCCGUUCUGGUAAAUAUUCGUUGUUAGCUAGCUGGAUGGGAGGGAAGACAGUCAGGCAAAGACAAACAUGAACAAGCUGAAGUCCUCACAGAAGGAUAAAGUUCGUCAGUUCAUGAUCUUUACUCAGUCCAAUGAGAAAACUGCACUGACCUGUCUGUCACAGAAUGAUUGGAAAUUAGAUGUUGCCACCGACAAGUUCUUCCAAAAUCCAGAGCUCUAUGUUUCAAAUCUAAAGGGGGCCUUAGACAAAAAGAAGCUUGAGCAGCUGUACAACAGAUACAGAGAUCCUCACGAUGACGACAAGAUCGGCAUUGAUGGGAUCCAGUUGUUCUGCGAUGACCUGAGUCUGGACCCGGCCAGUAUAAGUGUCCUCCUUAUAGCCUGGAAAUUCAGGGCAGCAACACAGUGCGAGUUUUCAAAACAAGAGUUCAUGGAAGGCAUGGCAGAACAGGGCUGCGACAGCAUAGAAAAACUAAAAGCCCAGCUGCCAAAGAUGGAGCAAGAGUUAAAGGACCAAGGGAAAUUUAAGGACUUUUACCAGUUUACAUUUAAUUUUGCAAAAAAUCCUGGCCAGAAGGGUUUGGAUUUAGAAAUGGCUAUUGCAUAUUGGAAUUUAGUACUGGCUGGAAGAUUCAAGUUCCUGGAUUUGUGGAACAGAUUUUUAGUUGAGCAUCACAAAAGAUCCAUUCCUAAGGACACUUGGAACCUCUUACUAGACUUCAGCACAAUGAUCACAGAUGACAUGUCCAAUUAUGAUGAGGAAGGAGCAUGGCCUGUCCUUAUUGAUGACUUUGUGGAGUUUGCACGACCGCACAUCGGAACAAAAAGCACAGCAGUUUAAUGGUGGCUCUCUCUCUGAAGGAACAUCAAUGUGAGGUUUCUACUGAACAGGGAGCACUGUGAAAGGAGCACAAGGGGACCGCACUGAGCUGAGAACUAUGUUGCCUUUUCAACCCUCAGGACUGAAAUAUUUUACACAGCAGAGACUUUAUAUAUGUUUGUGCGUAUUUACAUAUAUAAAAGGCAUAUCUCUUUGUUGGUCAACUUGUGUGGAUUGGAACUUUUAUCUUAAGUAUUGGGCUUUUUGCGUGUGUUUAAGCCAAAUAGAGAGGAGUCACCACGAUGGUCCACAUGGUUCUUUGAUGUGGCUGGGCUCCACUCAGAAGCAGGUAGAUAGACACACUUUUGAAUUGUAAUCUAAACACGACGGUUCACAA